Molecule: messenger RNA, 4093 nt
Organism: Carassius auratus (goldfish)
Lineage: Eukaryota; Metazoa; Chordata; Actinopteri; Cypriniformes; Cyprinidae
Product: kelch-like protein 26
Exons: 3
Coding region: 766-2343 (525 amino acids)
Molecular function (GO): protein binding
Source: RefSeq, a predicted model, not a curated record
AUUAAAAUAACACGUAGAAAUAAAUAAAAAAAACCAUCUUAAGCACACAGAAUAACAUAAGUGGACUUUGAAUGGUUAAUUGCUGCUUUGAACGAUUACAUAAUUGUAAUCGUGCUUAGAAAUUUGAUUAAUUGUCCUGAUUAUAACCUACAGAUACUACGUGAAAGUUUGAAACAGAAAUAGUGGUUUUCAUCUUGCCCCUUUCUUGGUAAAGAAACAUUUACUCAUUUAUUUUACUCAAAUCAAUCCAAAUGGAUUUAUUGCGUUUUGGAACCAUACUCUUCAUAUAGUCUUUCUCAGAAGAAUGUGAGGUUUAGGGUCAAUGACAAUACAGGUAUUUAACUUUCUUUGGUUUCAGUUUAAUAAGAACCAUUUGAUAUUGGUAAUUGUUGAGGUCACUUGUUGCUUGAUUUUUGUGAGACUUAUGGGUACUGUAUUCAAAUAGGUUCUUUAUCCAGUCUGUUGAAUAAUUUAAAAGUAGGUGCCAUUACAGGGAUCAUGUUGUUGUGCCAUUUUAGCAACCGAGACCUAUUGGUGGAGCAUCAGGAUACAGCAGACUCCUCAAUCUACUGGUGAAUUUCUGUUGACUUGUGUAGCCAGAGACAAUGAUUAGAGAGUGCCCCCAGCCACAGCAACACUCUCCUGAGGGGACUGUCUGCAUUACGCGAUCAAGGUCAGUUGUUGGAUGUGGUUCUGGUCAUUGAACACGAGCACUUUGAGGUUCACAAAGCAGUUUUGGCCUCCUGCAGUGACUACUUCAGAGCCAUGUUUACUGGAGGAAUGAAGGAGUCCAACCAGGACACCAUAGAGCUAAAAGGUCUUUCAGCCAGAGGACUGAAGCACAUCAUUGAUUUUGCCUACAGUUCUGAAGUCACUCUGGACUUGGACUGUAUUCAGGAUGUUCUUGGUGCAGCCGUCUUUCUGCAGAUGGUGCCUGUGGUGGAGCUUUGUGAGGAGUUCCUGAAAUCAGCCAUGAGUGUUGAAACUUGUCUAAACAUUGGCCAGAUGGCCACCACUUUCAGCCUCUCGUCCCUUAAGCAGUCGGUCGAUGCGUUCACAUUCCGUCACUUCCUGCAAAUAGCUCAGGAGGACGACUUCCUUCACAUUCCAAAGGAACGAUUGGUUUUCUUUCUUCAGAGCAACAAAUUGAAGAACUGUAGAGAGAUCGACUUGUUCCACGCGGCAAUCCGCUGGCUUCAGCAUGAUGCAUCCAGGCGAGCUGCAGCCAGUGAAGUGCUCUGCCAUGUGCGCUUCCCACUAAUGCAGUCGUCUGAACUGGUGGACAGUGUCCAAACGGUCGACAUCAUGGUGGAGGAUGUGCAGUGUCGACACUUUCUUCUAGAGGCCUUUAAUUAUCAAAUCCUUCCAUUUCGACAACACGAAUUGCAAUCACCGCGAACUUCCAUUCGCUCAGACGUCACAUCACUAAUUACUUUUGGUGGAACACCCUACACCGACAACGAUCGGACAGUCAGCAGCAAAGUUUACUAUCUGCCCGACAUCACAGUGCGACAGUUCAAAGAGUUGCCCGCAAUGGAGUUGGGAUGCAGCCAUGCAUGUGUGUCGGUUCUUGACAAUUUUGUGUACAUAGUGGGUGGCCAGCAUUUACAGUAUCGCAGUGGAGAGGGUGCAGUUGAUGUCUGCUUCCGCUACGACCCCCAUCUGAACCAGUGGCUUCGAAUCCAACCCAUGCAGGAAAGCCGCAUUCAGUUUCAGCUCAAUGUACUGCAUGGACAACUUUACGCUACUGGGGGACGCAACAGGUCUGGCAGCUUGUCCUCAGUAGAGUGUUACUGUCCAAGGAAAAAUGAAUGGACUUAUGUAGAUUCCCUGAAGAGGAGAAUCUGGGGUCACGCCGGAGCAACUUGCAAAGAGAAGCUCUACGUCUCUGGAGGUUACGGGGUGUCCAUAGAAGAUAAGAAAACUCUCCAUUGCUAUGAUCCAGCCUUGGAUCAGUGGGACUUCAAGUGUCCCAUGAACGAGCCAAGAGUCCUGCAUGCUAUGAUUAGUGAAAACAACCGUAUUUAUGCACUCGGUGGCAGGAUGGACCAUGUUGACCGUUGCUUUGAUGUUCUAGCUGUAGAGUAUUAUGUUCCUGAGACCGAUCAGUGGACAACAGUCAGUCCUAUGCGUGCUGGUCAGUCGGAGUCUGGCUGCUGCCUGCUGGAUAAAAAGAUCUAUAUAAUUGGAGGAUACAACUGGCACCUCAAUAACGUCACAAGUAUUGUGCAAGUUUAUAACACAGAGACAGAUGAGUGGGAAAGAGAUCUCCAUUUUCCAGAAUCUUUUGCAGGAAUAGCUUGUUCACCUAUCAUACUUCCCCAGACAACUACCCAGCGCUAAGCACAUAAUUUGCUGAUUUAGGCUUAAGGAUUAGUGUCCCCCCGACCGCAGUAAAAGUAAUGGUAUAAAUGGCUUUCUCUCAUUGAAAAGGGACUGUUAUGUCUUCAGUUUUGAAGCAUUCAUGAUUGAAGGCCUGUACACAUCAGUGUGAGGGAAUAUGAAAGCAAACUCUCUACUGAGCUUUUGGAGAAUGUGAAGCAUCUUUCUGCACACUUCUAAAGCAGUAAUAUUGUCUUUGGCCCUUCAUGUAGAUUGCCUUGUUUCAUACUAAUGAGAGUUUCGGUGCGAUUACCACUGAUGAGCAGCAGCACUGGGGCAAUGUCAACGCAUAUUCUUCUUUGAGAAUAUCUUAAAUGUAUUCACAAUACAUCCUAAACUUCCACAAGUAUUUUGCAAGUUUAUAAUACAGAUACUGAUGAAUGUGAAGGAGAUCUCCAUUUUCCAGAAUCUUUUGCAGAAAUAGCUUGUAUCAUACUUCCACAAGAAAUCACCCAAUUCAACACACUUGCUGUUUUUGGCUUAGGUUUUUGCGAAUGUGAGGCAUCUUUCUACACACUUCUCAAGCAGAAAUGAUGUCUUUGGCCCUUCCUGUAGAUUGUCCCGUUUCAUAGUAAUAAGAGUUUCAUACAAGUGCCUGUGGGAUUUGCAUUGAUGACAGACUUGAAUGGGCCAGCAACACUGGGGCAACAUGACUUCAUGAAGGAUUUAUUGUUCUGUUCUCACUGGUGUGUCUAAAUGACACGAAAACAAAAACUAUUCACAAGCGAUGUUUUUUAGAACUAAACUUCAUCAAAAUUUUGGAUAGCUGACUGAAUUGGUUGAAAAAAAAAUGUGUCUCUGGAAUAGUAUUGGCAGAGCUUUGAAUUAUGAUAUUUUUAUGUUGGCCCACUAGCUACAAUUUGGACAACAUUGUCCUCUUUGCCAGCACUUCCUGAAGAGGGUCUAGGUUGAAAAUAUUGAACCUGUUUUCCUAAUUGGCAUGUUGAGACCGUGAAGCUGACUCUGGCUCUUAUAGAUUAAUAUAAAAUCUUGCACUUUUCAUGGGAAUCCAUUUUGUUUUUUGAUAAUUUGUACAAAACAACAUACACCACCUGCCACUUAGCAGUGGAGGUAUUUUUUUUUAAAUAUAUUUUUUUUAAAUUGUAAAGACAUUAAUCUCAUUGCUGUAGCUAUUGCAUAUACAGUUGUAUUUAACAGUGUUUUUAACCUACAUAUAGUUAUGAUUUUUUUUUUUUCAAACUAAGCAAGCACAUUUCGUAUGCACUUUAAUAUAUAAAAACAUGGUGAAUCUGUGAUUUAAUAACUAAACCAAUAACAGAUGCAUUGUGUUCUCUGUCUGAACAUGUAAUUCACACUGUAUAAUACAGCAUGGGAGGUACUGGAUCAUGUACAUGGAACUAUGGCACAAUUCUUCACAAAUCAGCCUUAAUCAGUCUGUUAAAAGCACUUAAAGGGCUGUUUGGUCCUGUGUAAAUUUCCUUAAGUUUGGGAUGUCAACACAAGCUUCUACGAAAAUUCUUUGUAUAAGUGCAUUUAUGAAUGUCUGAAAUUAAUACCAUGUGGUUAUAUAUAUAUAUAUAUAUAUAUAUAUAUAUAUAUAUAUAUAUAUCAAUCGUUUUUGACAUGUUCUAAUUUUUGAUGUUGGAAUUUGUUACAUUUUUUUUAUAUCUUAUAUAGCUAAUAAAACUUAAUGUAUUUGUAUUUGUAGCACUUUUUGCAAUUAUUUUACACAUUUGUCUUCCAUUUUGUG